Molecule: messenger RNA, 6327 nt
Organism: Grammomys surdaster
Lineage: Eukaryota; Metazoa; Chordata; Mammalia; Rodentia; Muridae
Gene: Dip2a
Product: disco interacting protein 2 homolog A
Exons: 38
Coding region: 15-4703 (1562 amino acids)
Cellular component (GO): cell surface
Source: RefSeq, a predicted model, not a curated record
UUGAGCCACCGGCCAUGGCCGACCGCGGAUGCCCUCUGGAGGCGGCGCCGCUGCCCGCCGAGGUGCUCGAGAGCCUGGCGGAGCUGGAGCUGGAGCUGUCCGAAGGUGACAUCACUCAGAAAGGGUACGAGAAGAAGAGGGCGAAGCUGCUGGCUCGCUACAUCCCCCUCACUCAAGGAGUAGACCCAUGUCUGCAGACAGAGAAUAGGAUUCCUGGGCCCUUGCUGACGGCAGCAACAGCUAAACAACAGAAAUCUCGGGCUACCAACUCAAGGGAUGAGCGCUUCCGGUCAGAUGUCCACACAGAAGCCGUGCAAGCAGCUUUGGCCAAGUACAAAGAGAGGAAGAUGCCCAUGCCUUCAAAGAGACGGUCCGCCCUCGUACACUCAUCCGUGGAAACCUACACGCCUCCAGACACGUCAUCUGCCUCAGAAGAUGAGGGCUCUUUACGGCGACCUGGGCGACUCACCUCCACUCUGCUCCAGAGCCAUUCCGGCAUCGAGCCCUGGCUCGACAGGGUCAUUCAGGGCUCGUCCACCUCAUCCUCUGCAUCCUCCACCUCAUCCCACCCGGGAGGGAGACCUGCUGCUGCUCCCAGUGCCUCCACUGCGCUUACAGGCCUCAUGGCCCACGCCCACAUAGAUCUGCACUCUGCCCCGCCGGAUGUUACCACCGGGCUUGUGGAGCACUCAGCCUACGAGCGCCCACAGAUGGCCUCUGUGCGAGGCAUUCCUCGAGGGCACGGCCGGAAUGUGCUGGAGACCGCAGACGGUGUGCCUGUGAACAGCAGAGUGUCCUCCAAGAUCCAGCAGCUGCUGAAUACCCUGAAGAGGCCAAAGCGCCCUCCUCUGAAGGAGUUCUUUGUGGAUGAUUUUGAGGAGUUACUGGAAGUUCAGCAACCAGAUCCGAAUCAGCCCAAGCCUGAGGGGGAUCAGAUGGCUGUUCUGAAGGGAGAGCCUCUGUCAGUGGGGACUUCUGGGCCGCUGUCUCUGUUGGCUGCACUGCAGCUCUGGGGCACAACACAGCCUAAAGCCCCCUGCCUGACUGCCUUGGAUACAGCGGGGAAAGCCACCUGCACCCUCACCUAUGGCAAGCUCUGGAGUCGGAGUUUAAAGUUAGCUUAUACUCUCCUUAAUAAACUGACCAGUAAGAAUGAGCCACUGCUUAACCCUGGAGACAGAGUGGCACUUGUGUUUCCAAAUAGUGACCCUGUAAUGUUCAUGGUUGCGUUUUACGGGUGUCUCCUGGCGGAGCUGGUCCCUGUCCCUAUAGAAGUACCACUAACGAGAAAGGAUGCAGGCAGCCAGCAGGUUGGGUUUCUCCUGGGCAGCUGUGGGGUGACCCUGGCCCUGACCACAGAUGCUUGUCAGAAGGGCCUGCCCAAGGCACCGACAGGAGAGGUGGCCACUUUCAAAGGUUGGCCUCCCCUCGCCUGGCUGGUGAUUGACGGGAAGCAUCUGACCAAGCCUCCAAAGGACUGGUACCCGCUGGCCCAGGACACAGGGUCCAGGACCGCCUACAUUGAAUAUAAAACCAGCAAAGAAGGCAGCACAGUAGGGGUCACUGUAUCCCAUUCGUCCCUGCUGGCGCAGUGUCAAGCCCUGACCCAGGCAUGUGGGUACACGGAAGCUGAAACGUUAACGAAUGUGCUGGACUUCAAAAGGGAUGCUGGUUUGUGGCACGGAGUCUUAACAAGUGUCAUGAACAGGAUGCACGUCGUCAGCAUCCCGUAUGCCCUGAUGAAGGUCAACCCCCUCUCCUGGAUUCAGAAAGUGUGUUCCUAUAAAGCCCGGGCCGCCCUGGUGAAGUCCCGAGAUAUGCACUGGUCGCUCUUGGCGCAGCGAGGUCAGAGGGAUGUCUGUCUCAGCUCCCUGCGCAUGUUGAUUGUGGCAGACGGCGCUAACCCAUGGUCAAUAUCUUCCUGUGAUGCCUUCCUCAACGUCUUCCAGUCCAGAGGUCUGAGGCCAGAGGUCAUUUGUCCUUGUGCCAGUUCUCCUGAGGCGCUGACAGUAGCCAUCCGCAGGCCCCCAGAUCUGGGAGGACCUCCUCCAAGAAAAGCUGUCCUGUCAAUGAACGGCCUGAGCUACGGUGUGAUCAGAGUCGACACUGAAGAGAAGCUUUCGGUCCUCACUGUUCAGGAUGUUGGCCAGGUGAUGCCCGGAGCUAGUGUGUGUGUUGUGAAGGUAGACGGUGCCCCUUAUCUCUGUAAAACUGAUGAAAUUGGAGAGAUCUGUGUCAACUCCAUGGCGACUGGGACAGCAUAUUACGGACUGCUUGGAAUCACAAAGAAUAUAUUUGAGACCGUCCCGGUCACUGCGGAUGGAGUCCCUGUCUCUGACCGGCCUUUCACCAGGACAGGCCUUCUGGGAUUUAUUGGGCCUGAUAACCUUGUCUUUGUUGUGGGCAAGCUGGACGGGCUGAUGGUUGUAGGAAUCCGCAGACACAAUGCAGAUGACAUUGUGGCUACGGCCCUGGCUGUGGAACCCAUGAAGUUUGUCUACAGAGGCAGGAUCGCCGUGUUCUCUGUGACUGUGCUGCACGAUGACCGGAUUGUCUUGGUGGCUGAACAGCGGCCUGACGCUUCGGAGGAAGACAGCUUCCAGUGGAUGAGCCGUGUGCUACAGGCCAUCGACAGCAUCCACCAGGUGGGUGUGUACUGUUUGGCCCUAGUUCCCGCCAACACCUUGCCCAAGGCUCCUCUUGGAGGGAUUCACAUUUCUGAAACAAAGCAGCGGUUUCUGGAAGGGACGCUACACCCAUGUAACGUGUUGAUGUGCCCUCACACGUGUGUUACCAACCUUCCCAAGCCUCGCCAGAAACAGCCAGAAGUUGGACCAGCCUCAAUGAUUGUUGGGAACCUGGUUGCUGGAAAAAGGAUUGCGCAGGCCUCUGGGAGAGAGCUGGCCCACCUGGAGGAUAGUGACCAGGCUCGAAAGUUCCUGUUCCUGGCAGACGUUCUGCAGUGGCGGGCUCACACCACUCCUGACCACCCGCUCUUCCUGCUGCUGAACGCCAAGGGCACAGUCACCAGCACUGCAACCUGUAUCCAGCUGCACAAAAGGGCUGAGAGAGUGGCUGCCGCUCUGAUGGAGAAGGGACGGCUAGAUGCUGGGGACCAUGUGGCUUUGGUGUAUCCUCCAGGGGUGGAUCUUAUCGCUGCAUUCUAUGGCUGCCUGUACUGUGGCUGUGUGCCUGUCACUGUGCGACCCCCACACCCCCAGAACCUUGGCACCACAUUGCCCACUGUGAAGAUGAUUGUAGAGGUCAGCAAAUCUGCAUGUGUCCUCAGCACACAGGCCAUUACACGGCUGCUCAAGUCCAAAGAGGCAGCUGCCGCUGUAGACGUCAGGACCUGGCCAACCAUCCUAGACACAGAUGACAUUCCAAAAAAGAAGGUCGCCAGCAUUUUCAGACCGCCCUCCCCUGAUGUGCUUGCGUACUUGGACUUCAGUGUGUCGACGACAGGGAUCUUAGCUGGAGUUAAGAUGUCACACGCAGCCACAAGUGCCUUGUGCCGCUCCAUAAAGCUUCAGUGUGAGCUGUACCCCUCACGGCAGAUUGCCAUCUGCCUGGACCCUUACUGUGGCCUGGGCUUUGCCCUGUGGUGUCUGUGCAGCGUGUACUCUGGACACCAGUCAGUGCUUGUCCCCCCGCUGGAGCUGGAGAGCAACGUGUCCCUCUGGCUGUCUGCCGUCAGCCAGUACAAGGCCCGCGUCACCUUCUGUUCCUACUCAGUGAUGGAGAUGUGUACCAAGGGCCUGGGUGCUCAGACAGGCGCCCUCAGGAUGAAGGGCGUAAACCUGUCGUGUGUACGCACAUGCAUGGUAGUGGCUGAGGAACGGCCCCGGAUCUCGUUAACACAGUCAUUUUCCAAGCUAUUCAAAGACCUGGGCCUCCCUGCACGUGCUGUGAGCACCACGUUUGGGUGCAGGGUCAAUGUGGCUAUCUGCCUCCAGGGCACAACAGGUCCAGAUCCCACGACUGUCUACGUGGACAUGCGGGCACUGCGCCAUGACAGAGUUCGUCUGGUGGAACGGGGUUCUCCACAUAGUCUACCGUUGAUGGAGUCUGGAAAGAUUCUCCCAGGAGUGAAGGUGAUUAUCGCACACACGGAGACCAAAGGGCCCCUGGGAGACUCACACCUGGGAGAGAUCUGGGUGAGCAGUCCCCACAAUGCCACUGGGUACUACACGGUCUAUGGCGAGGAGACACUUCACGCUGACCACUUCAGUGCCCGGCUGAGCUUCGGAGAUACCCAGACCAUUUGGGCAAGGACUGGCUACCUUGGCUUCCUUCGAAGGACAGAGCUGACUGAUGCCAGUGGAGAGCGACAUGAUGCACUGUAUGUCGUUGGGUCUCUGGAUGAAACGCUAGAGCUAAGAGGCAUGCGGUAUCACCCCAUCGACAUAGAGACCUCUGUGAUCCGUGCACACAGGAGCAUCGCCGAGUGUGCCGUCUUCACCUGGACCAACCUGCUGGUGGUGGUGGUGGAGCUGGAUGGUCUGGAGCAGGAUGCCUUGGACCUGGUGGCCCUGGUGACCAAUGUGGUGCUGGAGGAGCACUACCUUGUGGUGGGUGUGGUAGUCAUCGUGGAUCCCGGAGUGAUCCCCAUCAACUCUCGGGGCGAGAAGCAACGCAUGCACCUGCGAGAUGGCUUCCUGGCUGACCAGCUGGACCCCAUCUACGUGGCCUACAACAUGUGAGCCCAGCUGGACAGAGCUGGCUGUAGGAACCAGCGGAGGUGUGAGGCUAGGCUCGCUGCGGGGUUUCUGCCCCAGGGGAAGGGAUCUCAGGCUUCAUCUGCUCACAGCUGCGUGUGGUUGUCAGAUCCUCUCCACAGUGUCCUGAAUGUCACAUUAGAACAUUCUCCGAACCAGCUAAAGCAGUGUUUUGGAUCUGCCAAGUAUAUCUACCAAAACAUGGGUGACUGGGAAGGGAAGGAAAGGCCUGGCAUUACGCCGCGGACAUUGCUGAUGCCACGGCUGUUCUGCGCUAUACUGCAAGCUUGCACUUUUUUUAGGCUAAAAAAAUUAUUCCUGAUUUCUAAAUAUAUAAAUUUCCUGAUUAUUUAUUCCCACGUGUAAUAACAAGCAUAUAUAUGUAAAGUCUAUGCUGGAGAGAACUUUUGAGCCAAGCCUGCCUAGGAAGGCUGACGAGAAGAGCAGCCCCGGUCUCCACGCUCACAGCCCGGGCUCCACGCAGCCACGCAGCCACGCAUCCCCCUUUGUCCAGUCUGAUCACUGAAGCAGGUGUGCCUGCUUGUGUGUGUGUGUGUGUGUCACCAAUGCUCAGCAAGUGCCAUUUUGGACUGUUUAGUUAGAUCCUGUUUCAGAAAGAUAAACCAGCAUCUAAUUUAAACUCACUUUCCUAGCCUGUAACUUAGUGACGUUUCAACCGCAGGCUCUCACGACAUCACAGUAUUCAUCCUCCCAUGAAGCAUACGGAAUUCUUUUUAUGAACAGAUCUGGACGCAUGAGUGGAAGGUCUUCUCACCCAUGUGCUAGCCAGGCCUCUUACACAGCUGAGUCGCCGUGGGAGCCCAUCCGUCUAGGGAAGACAGAGCUGCAGCCUCUUGGCUUUGCAUUUGAGUUAUGUGCCUAUAAAACUUGGCCAAACCAUUUUUUAGUUAAUUUUAUCCAAACUUGAAAUCCUAGUGAUCUAAUAUUGUACUUAAGUCAGAAAAGAGAAUGUAAAAAUCUUUUAGAUACUUAAUAAGAGUUUGAAGUCAAGCAUGAAUCUAAGAUUAUUUUUAUAUAACUAAUCAAAGAUCAAUGUUAUCAAGUUGUUGGGGUUUAGGGACUUAGAAGGAUGGAGACGUUUAUGAAUCAUAUCUACUUCACAGAGACAGCUAGGUUUUUCUAGAGUUAGCCUGGACACGUGGUUUGGCGAGUCCAGCUGACUGGUUCUACUCUUGUAUCUCACGUCGGGAAGCACUACGUGGCGUAGCCCUGUUGCUCAUGGUAUCAAACUGUGGUCUAGUAUGUUCAAACAUACUGGAAGUGUAAUAAUCCUGUUAUAAUUAUGUACAGAACCCAUGUAACUUAUUACGUGACAUCAGAGUCUAGCGGCAGACUGAUAGGGUUCGCGGUUGACUGCUGAGAAGGGACCCGAAUUACCUAUCCGCCGUCUCAAUGUGGUCGUUUUUAUAGCGGACAGCGCCUGUAAACUUUUUGUAUUGAAAACUCAGUGGCGGUAAGAACAUAUCUGGUAAGAUAAGAUUUUAAGAAUCGUAUUAAAAAUGUUUUAAGGUUACUCUCUGGGAAUUCUGUAUAUCACACUAAUUUUUUAUAUCUUGUUAAUAAAAGCUAUUGACUUUGUAAUUCUGCA